CGGUAACCGACCCUUACCAAAAUAUGUUAUUGGGACAACUAUUUUCGCCAAACAACCUACGACUACGAGAUUUGGGAGGGCGUGACGACGACGGUUCUCGUGUUUGGAAAUAGCGCUCAAGUCGGGCCAACGUCGGAUGGUGAAUGCAGACUCUAGAGAUGACGAUGCUGCGACCACCAAGCCAUGGAUGCGAAACUCUAACUCUUACACCCAAUUACUCUGCAAAGAAGAUCGUACCAAGGACCAUCAAAUCUUGUGCUUCCAAAGAGGACCUUCGAGGCCAAUCCGUUGCUGUUAUUGGUCUGGGAAAAUCUGGAAGAGCUGCGGCUAGGCUUGCUCUUGCUAGAGGUGCUUCAGUUCUAGCAAUUGACCAGAAUGAGAAUUUGGGUCCUUUAGAGCAAGAUCCUCUUUUUGAGAAGCAUAGUGGUCUGAGAACAAUCCUUGGAAACUUUGAUAGACAGCUAUUCAAGGAUGUAGAUAUGGUGGUUGUUUCCCCUGGAGUUCCUCUAGAAAAUUAUGGUCUUUCCUCGUUGUUGGAAGCAGGAAAGCAGGUGAUGUCAGAGUUAGAUUUUGCUGCAGAAGUUCUUCCAAAAAGUAUCAAGAUUUUAGCAGUGACUGGAACCAAUGGAAAAUCAACUGUUGUUACUUUCGCUGGACAGAUGCUUAAGCAUUUUGGCAUUGAGGCAUUUGUUGGGGGAAACCUUGGCAAUCCACUCUCAGAGGCUGCAUUCCAGUCCUUAAAAUCAGUUUCUAUGAAGCCAAAGUUUCAAGUUGCUAUUGUGGAGGUUAGCAGUUAUCAAAUGGAAAUUCCCAACAAGUACUUCUGCCCUUCAGUUUCCGUGGUGUUAAACCUGACCCCUGAUCAUUUAGAGAGGCACAAGACAAUGAAAAAUUAUGCAAGGACUAAGUGUCGUUUAGUUUCUCACAUGACCGACACCAAACUGGGACUUCUAUGUUUCGGAAAUCAUCACUUGAAUGAAGCAAUUACGGAACAUGUCAAUGAAUUUAAUCUUGCUUGGAUAGGAGCCUUUCCGGGUAUGAAAAUUGAUAUGGAGACCAAAAUUGCCAGCUUCGAAGUUCCUAUCAUUGGAGUUAAGUCACAACUGCAAUUAGGUGCAAUGAACGUGAUGGGAAUGCACAACUACCUUAAUGCUGCAGUGGCUGCAUUAUCGAUUCUCGGGCUCAAUGUUGGAGUUGAUACUGAAGGCAUCAGUUCAGCAAUUGAAAACUUAAAGGCACCACCUCAUCGGAUGCAAAUUGUACACACAGAUAUCAAUGGAGUAAUAUGGGUGGAUGACAGCAAGGCAACGAACGUCCAUGCAACAUACAUAGGACUAAUAGGUCUAAAGGGACAAAAGUCCGUGAUUCUACUUGGUGGCCUUGCAAAGGUUGUAUGUGGACAAGAAACUAGUGGAUUUGAACAAUUGAUAGAUCCGCUUAAGUAUCAUAGAUGCGUAAUCACUUUUGGAUCUUCAGGAACGCUGAUUCAAAAGACAUUAUUUAAGAAUGGUCUUAGCAUUCCCUGUAUUAGAGCUGCAACUAUGAAGGAUGCCAUCAACUGUGCCAGGAGGAUGGCAAAAUUUGGGGAUGCUAUCGUGCUUAGUCCAGGUUGUGCGAGCUUUGAUGAAUUCAAGAAUUUUGAGCACAGAGGGAUGGUUUUUCAGGAGCUUGCCUGUUCAUCAUAUGCAUAGGUUUAUGGAGAUAAAUCGCUUUCCAGAAGAGGGUUGAUUUUCGAAGACGUGAAUCCAUGAAAUUCUUCAUCAUUUGAAUCAAGUGAUUGUUUAAGACAUUGAACAAUUGCAAUUGCAGAUCUCAGUCAUAGUUUAUAGAGACGAUGAGGAUUCUGUUGGCAGAAAUUUCAUCUGAGAAUGGGUGUAGAAUGUGAAGAGAAAAUCUGAUUUCAGUGUAAUCAAAUUACUGUAAAAUUUAUUGACAAAAAUAGAAUUUUCUUUUUAGUUUUCCUCGUUUAUAACUCUCGUGGUGAUGUGGGACAAUGCCCAAGAGAACCGAAGGGCAGAACAUUUGUUUAAGUAGUCUUGUUGCACUGAUGACUGAUGCCAUGUAACUUCAUCGAUUAAACUUUUGAGUUCAAAAGUUGAUAGAAAA
Messenger RNA from Alnus glutinosa, 2106 nucleotides. RefSeq lists its product as uncharacterized. The record is from RefSeq and is a predicted model, not a curated record. The transcript is spliced from 14 exons. Gene Ontology annotation, biological process: cell division; biosynthetic process; regulation of cell shape. Lineage: Eukaryota; Viridiplantae; Streptophyta; Magnoliopsida; Fagales; Betulaceae. Gene Ontology annotation, cellular component: cytoplasm. Gene Ontology annotation, molecular function: UDP-N-acetylmuramoylalanine-D-glutamate ligase activity; ATP binding. Bases 144 to 1691 code for a protein of 515 amino acids.